GACUUCCGGUCGGCGUGAGCGUGAGGUGUGGGUGUUCGUUUCUCAGGUAAAACAUGGCUAAAAGCUUACGGAGUAAGUGGAAAAGAAAGAUGCGUGCUGAAAAGAGAAAAAAGAAUGCCCCAAAGGAGGCCAGCAGGCUUAAAAGUAUUCUCAAACUAGACGGUGAUGUUUUAAUGAAAGAUGUUCAAGAGAUAGCAACUGUGGUGGUACCCAAACCCAAACAUUGCCAAGAGAAAAUGCAAUGUGAGGUAAAAGAUGAAAAAGAUGACAUGAAAAUGGAGACUGAUAUUAAGAGAAACAAAAAGACUCUUCUAGACCAGCAUGGACAGUACCCAAUAUGGAUGAACCAAAGGCAAAGAAAAAGGCUGAAGGCAAAGCGAGAGAAAAGAAAGGGGAAAAGCAAAGCAAAAGCAGUGAAAGUGGCAAAGGGUUUGGCCUGGUAGACUCUUAAAACCUUGGAAAAUGCCACAUGGGAUAGAUGACGGAUUAGAAUGUAUACACAUGUAUACUUUGAUUUCAACUGCCACCAAAUGAAAACCAUUUGUUUUCCUAUUUUAACUUGGCCUUUUUUCUUCAAUUCAAACCCAGCAUAACUCCUCAAGUUUGUUUUGGGAACUUGAAUAAAAUAUUUUCUUUGAUACAUCCAAGCUCUACUGAUACUUUAACUGGAUGCUACCCAAUAUCCAGUUAUAAUCAGGCCUCAACGUUCUGUCAGGUAUUAAUAUGGUUAGAAUUGUUCUUACAACUGGUAAUUAUAGUCAAUAGAGAUAAAACAGAUGAUGUACUGACAAAUUUUUGUGAACUUAGAUUUUAAAGAAAGUUGUUGUAUAAUCAUAUCAUUUAAAAAUACUACAUUAGGGCUGGGCAUGGUGGCUCACACCUGUAAUCCCAGCACUUUGGGAGGCCGAGGCAGGUGGAUCACGAGGUCAGUUCGAGACUAGCCUGGCUAAUACAGUGAAACCCCAUCUCUACUAAAAAUACAAAAUUAGCCGGGCAUGGGGGCGCGCACCUGUAGUUCCAGCUACUCGGGAGGCUGAGGCAGGAUAAUUGCUUGAACCCAGGAGAUGGAGGUUGCAGUGAGCCAAGAUUGCCCCACUGCACUCCACCCUGGGCAAUGGAGUAGGACUCUGUCUCAAAAAAAAAAAAAAUAAUGGAUCUUAUAAAGUACUUGUGUGGAGCUUUGAUUCCACAGAAUAAAAGAUAUUUUGUGUGUAGAUCUUCAAGUCUGAUUUUUUUUUCUUUCAUGUAUGCUUAAGGUUUUUUAGUCCUAGAGAAGACCAGAUUUCAAUUAAAUGUUUUCUUAUCUUAAUUUUAGGUAGAAUAUUAACAUAUACAAAUCAGUAUGCUUUUUAGGAAAUUAGAACAUUUCAGGUUUUUCAUGGAAACUGAUUUAAUGUUCUUUAGUGUUAAUAUUGUGUGGCCUAAUAUAGUAUCAUGCAGCAUUCCCCGGAGUGUGUUCUUCAGUAUCAGUUUCCUCUGGAUGCUUGGUUAAAAAAAAUAAAUUGUGUUCACAUCGAUUUGGGAAAUGCUACAUACUUGAAGAUUUACAAAAGAUUUUAGUUUAGGAUUAGAAUAGUCCUACAGGGUUCCAGCAGCAAAGAAACCUGUUUAGCGUCUACUCUUUGAAACUAGUUUUCUGAGAAAUGAUUUUUAGUUAAAUCUGUCUUACUACAGUUUGCUAAAUUCAUUUUUAUUUUACUUUUAGUUAAGCAAUCUAAACUUAGCAUUCCCUCUGAAUUUCACUAUAAUCAGAUUAACCAUCUCAUAUGUUAACUGGAACAACCAAAUACUUACUGAGUGCCUAGUAUGUGGGCCAGGGACUUUCCAGAUGCUUGGGACAGAUUGAAUAAGAUAAGAUUUCUGCUCUCAUAGGGCUGAGAGCUGUGUAUCUGUUUAGAAGAAGAUGUUAACUUCCCAGGAGAACUCAAGUAAAAUGUGAAAUAGAAUAAGGCCACUUGGUCAUGAGGUCACAAACUUUGUGCCAGGCACACUGCUAAAUUGGGGCACAAUACAUGGACAUGUAUUGUAAUAAAGAGGACAUGACCCAAAUGUUUCAGAAAAUUUAAGCUUAUAAAAUUUGAUGCCAGUAAACUCUUGGAAUUGUUUAAAUAUAGUAGACUUUUCUUAUUUUUCUCAAUAGUUUAUUGAAAAGUUGGUAGAUAACUUUAAAUGCUUAAAAUUUCUUAACAGCUAAGAAAGAUAUGAAUUGAAAGAUGUCAUUCAUGAUCUUUGUUGCCUUUGGUGUAGGUAUGAAUAACACUAGCAUUUGUGAGGGAAAAGUGAAUAUGUACAUUUUUAUUCAUAAAAUAAAAAAAAUUGCAAACAACCAGUUAAGCCACUGACAAUAUCAGCCUAAAUACAGUAGCUGAAUUAUUUAUGUUUUUUUUUUUUUUUUUUUUGAGAUGGGGUCUCACUCUGUCACCCAGGCUGGAGUGAUUGGCACAAGUGUGGCUCCGCUGCAACCUCCACCUCCCAGGCUGAAGCGAUUCUCCCACCUCAGCCUCCCCAGUAGCUGGGACUACAGGUGGGUGCCACCACGCCCAGCUAAUUUUUGUAUUUUUGUAGAGACAGGGUUUCGCCAUGUUGCCCAGGCUGGUCUCAAACUCCUGGACUCAAGUAAUCCACCUGCCCCAGCCUCCCAAAGUGGUGGGAUUACAUGCGUGAGCCACCACACCCGGCCUAAUGUAGACAUUUUUUAUGAUUUUUGGAAAAGGGGGCCAGGCACCAAAUUCUAACAAUUUGGGAGGCUGAGGCAGAUGGAUCACCUGAGGUCAGGAGUUUGAGACCAGCCUGACCAACAUGGUGAAACCCUGUCUCUACUAAAAAUACAAAGUUAGCUGGGCAUGGUGGCAGGUGCCUGUAAUCCCAGCUACUUGGGAGGCUGAGGAAGGAGAAUCGCUUGAACCUGGGAGGCAGAGGUUGCAGUGAGUCAAGACCACACCAUUGCACUCCAGCCUGAGCAAGAAGAGCGAAACUCCAUCUCAAAAAAAAAAAAAAAAAAAGUCUACAUUCGUGAUAUUACACAGUUGGCACUUAUUUACAUUUUGGCAGCAUUGUCAGGUAGAGACCAAUGCCAGGGUUAUGUUCAUGUUUUCUGUGGCUGAUAACCUCUAAUUUGAUUCUGUUGAUAGUAGCUUUGAGCUUUCAUCCAGAGCCUCUCUGAUGUUAGGAUUUUCACUUCAUUGUGUCCAGUCAUGAAGUUUGUCCAUUCAGGAUUUAACUUGAAAGUUAACAAAAUCAAAAAUCAAAGCACCAUUACCAGAAAACAUAUUUGGGAAUCAUGUUCUCAAGUGUCACAUGGCCUCUGGAAAGGCGACUGCUGAAGAGAAGUUUACUGACACAGUGUUGUCAGUACCCUCUAAGGCACUGAGUUCCUGAACACUACCAGCAAGAUUCUCCCCACCUCCAAAUAUUGGCAGGAAAUUUAGACUAGCAUUUCAAAAUUAGUGCAGGGGUAUGGUCACAUCUUUGGCACUUUAUUUUUAAAGAUUACAAAUCGAGAAGUAUAGCAUAGUCCUUUUAUCUUUUAAAUAAUUAGCUUAUUUUUUUGAAAUUUGUCAUCUUUUUGACUGACAUUUUCCAGAGAAUUGCUGUAAAGCCACAAGAUGGAGCUCAAGCUAAGCACCAAAUCAUUUUGGAAUUAGAUUGAGUGAGCUAAAUCACAUUAGGAAUUGAAUGUAACACUUUUUGUGUUUUAAGAAAUUAAGUCUGAAAUCAAAAUAUAAUUUAAAGAUGAUCAAAACUGCUUCAAGUAUUAACUCAUUUAAUCUGCCCAGCAAUCUCAUGAGUUUGGUACUAAUGUUAUCUGAGUUUGGUACUAAUGUAAUCUCUGUUUACACAUGGGGAAACUGAGGCACACAGGCCAUACAACUAAAACUGAAAUCUGGGAUUCAAAUUUAGGCAGUGUGGCUCUAGAGCCUAUACUCUUACAAUGCCAUUCUGCCUCUCAAGGAUGUGCAAACUCUUGCUAAGAGAGAAAGGUGAUUUUAGGAUAGAAUACCUAUUUUUGGGUCAACCUGUGAUAGAUUGGGUUCAUGUGGGCUCAGGAUCAGAUAAAGAGCAGGUUUAAGUAGAAUAAUGAUGUACAGAACCCUCCUCAAAUCUCUAGGCCUAAGGCAGACUGGAUUUCCUCAGGUGACACUUCAUUAGGAAUGGGCUGACCAAUCCAAAAGGGGAAGGUGUAGGCCAUGAUCAGUAGUUGCCCAAGGUACUAAUCAGAGAAGAAAUGCAAACUGCAGUUGAAGCUCUAAGGUAGAAUCAAGUAGUGGUUUUGACCACAUCCUAUUUUCUACUGUCACAUUAGUGUAGAUAUCUCUUCCCACUAUGUAAUUCACAUGCUACAUCAAAUAAGGAUGCAGCAGUAUAUAUUUGCUUAUUAGGAAAUUCAGAUAUUUUCAAAAUUUGGAUCCGUGUUUCUGGAAUAUGGCUUAAGAGUUGGAGAAGAAAAAUAGCUAUAAAUGACUUGAAUCAAAUAUCUGAAAUGGACUGGUGGUGAUGGUGAGGGGCAGCAAUGUGUAAUUUAGGGAAGUGCUGACCACAACAUAAAAUUGGGAGGAAUCUAAGGCAUUGCCAAAUUUAUAAAUACUACAAUAGAAAUGCAGAUGCUAAGCUGUUGGCUAAUCUUACUAGUUAAGUGACUAACUUCUGAUGCCAUCUGGCAGAGUGAUUCAAAUUUGUGCUAAACACAAAAUAUAUGUCUUUUUCCCUCUAUUUGCCUGCAUGUAUUAAUAAAAACACUGUUGCAGUAGACACAUACCAAUUUUACAAGGAAAUGUUUAGGGGUGAGGUGGGACUGUUAAAUACUUACAUCAGGUCAAAGGUCACUCUGCUGUUUCCAGAGGACUGUCAGGUAGCCAGGAGGCCCAGGGCCACUUUUGGGCCUGCUUACAAAACCCUAAAUUUUCCGCAGUUGAAUGCCAAGAGUCUUUUGCAGUUAUUUUAGAGCAGGGGAGAAAAUACAAUGUGUUGCCAAAUAAGCUUAAUUUGGUAGGCAAGCAGUAAAAAUAACCCAACAGCCAACAUUUAGAGAAUGCGUACUCUCUUAAAUGCUUUAUGUAUAUUAUUUAAUCUUUAAAACACUGUGGGAUCAAUACUUUAAUUAUCCCUAUUUUCAGAUGAGAAAACAGUUUGAAAGGUUAACUAAAUUUACCCAAAGUCAUGCAACUGCUAAGUAGUGAGCAAGCCGCCUGUCCCAGAGUAUAGAAUGAAUACCUAUGAUGGAAAGCUACAGAGAGACAGACUUUUAUUUGAUUUAAGGAAGCGCCUUCUAACCAAGAUUUUGGGAGCUGAAAUGGGCACCUUGGGAUCCUUGAGGUGUCAGUCUAAGGUGGACAGGCAUUUGGUUGGAAUGUAGCAAAAUGGAUUCAAACACUGUAGAGUUAUCCUUCAGAAUCUAUCGGGGAUUGGUGCCAGGAUCUUCACAGAUACCAAAAUCCACAGAUGCUCGAAUCGCUUACAUAAACUGGUGAAAUAUUUGCAUAUAACCCAUGCCCAUCCUCCCAUAUAUAGUCAUAUGUCACUAAAUGACUGGGAUGUGUUCUGAGAAGUGUGUCACUAGGUAAUAUCGUUAAUCAUUGUGUGAAUAUCAUAGACUGUACUUACACAAAUCUAGAGGGUAUCGUCUACUACACUUAGGCUAUGUGAUAUAGCCUAUUGCUUCUAGGCUACAAAUUGGUCAAGCAAGUUACUGUACUGAGUACUGUAGGCAAUUGUAUCACAAUGGGAAGUAUUUGUGUAUCUAAACAUAGAAAAGGUACAGUAAAAAUACAGUAUAAAAGAUAAAAAAAUGGUACACCUGUACCACUUAUGAAUAGUGCUUGGAGGACUCGUGCUUGGGGUGAGUCAAUGAGUAAGCCAUGAGUGAAUGUGAAGGCCUCAGACAUGACUGUAUACUGCUGUAUAUUUUUUUUUUUUUUUUUUGAGACGGAGUUUCACUCUUGUUGCCCAGGCUGGAGUACAAUGGCGCAAUCUCAGCUCACCUCAACCUCCACCUCCUGGGUUCAAGCAAUUCUUCUGCCUCAACCUCCCGACUAGCUAGGAUUACAGGCAUGCACCACCACGGCCGGCUAAUUUUGUAUUUUUGGUAGAGAUGAGGUUUCUCCAUGUUGGUCAGGCUGGCCUUGAACUCCUGACCUCAGGUGAUCCACCUGCCUCAGCCUCCCAAAGUGCUGCGAUUACAGGCGUGAGCCACUGUACUCGGCCUGCUGUAGGCUUUAUAUACACUGUGCACUUAGGCUACAUAAACUUAUAAAAAACUUUCUUCAAUAAUAAAUUAACUUUAGCUUCCUGUAACUUUUUUACCUUAUAAACGUUUUAAUUUUUUAAACUGUAUAACCCUUUUAUCAUAACACUUACCUUAAAACACAAAUACAUUGUACAACUGUACACAAAUAUUUUAUAUUUUUAUAAGCUUUUUUCUAUUUCCACAAUUUUUAAUUUUUUAAUUUCUUUUUUUACUUCUUAAGUUUUUUUGUUAAAAACUAAGACACAAACACAUUAGCCUCCAUCUACACUGUCUUCCACCUCCACAGCUUGUCCCACUGCAAGGCCUUCAGGGGCAAUAACAGGCAUGGAGUUGCCAUCUCCUAUGAGAGCAACACCUUCUUGUGCAAUACCUUCUGGAGGACCUGCCUGAGGCUGUUCACAGUCAACUUUUUCUUUAAGUAGAAGGAGUACACUCUAAAAUAAAAAGUAUAGUAAAGCCAUAAACCGUAGUCAUUAUUAUCAAGUAUUAUGAACUGUACAUAAUUGUAUGUGCUAUACCUUUAUAUGACUGACAGCACAGUAGGUUUGUUUACACCAGCAUCACCACAAACACGUGAGUAAUGCAUUGCACUGUGAUGUUAAGAUGGCUACAGUGUCACUGGGCCAUAGGAAUGUUUCAGCUCUACUGUAAUCUUAUGGGACCACUGCCUAUAUUGACUGAAAUGUCAUCAUGCAAUGCAUGACUGUACUUUAAAUCAUCUCUAGAUUACUUAUAAUACAAUGAAAAUGCUAUGUAAAUAGUUGUUAUACUGUAUUUAGGGAAUAAUGAUAAGAAAAAAAGUCGGUACAUGUUCAGUACAGAUGCAACUGUAGUUUUCUUUUGAAUAUUUUUUAUCUCAGGACGAAGCCCCAAAUGCAGAAUUCAUAGAUACAGAGGGCCAACUGUUCUUGGAAUUUGGGUUGAAAGCUGUUAAAGUUCUUUUCAGCCAAAAAAAAAUGCCUCGUAAUAAAUUGUCAUGUUUGAAAUGUAUCAUGCUUGUUUUGCUCUACAUAGUUUUUUGGUACUACAUAACUGUAGACUUAAGUAUCUUUUUGGUGGAAAUAAAAUAUGAAAUCUCUUUAAUUUUGUUAAUGUUAGGUCUGGUAUUCGUUCCAUUAAGUUCCACUUUAAAGUAUGGAAAAAUGUUAUAAACAUCUGCUUUAAACAAUGAAUGGUACUGCAAUAGUCCUGUAAAGAAAAAUGAAUGGAGUAAAGUCCUUCAAGUUUUCAUUUAAAGAAUGGCAUAGCUUUAUAAUACAUUAAGUUUUUAAUAUGCGGAAUGUAUUUAAUAUCCUAAAGCGAUGAAUUGUCUUGGCAUUAUGCUAUCUUAUGAAACACUUUCUUACUCUCACAUUGUGUCUUUAUAGUUUUCAAUAUCAGCAAAACCUUUAAAUAGUCUUAGUUGGGUGUUGUGUAUCAUUGUACAGCAACUGUUAGUACAUGUGGUAUUUCUGAUCCAUGUAAUAAAGUACAUUUGUCAUGUA
Molecule: messenger RNA, 7728 nt
Organism: Homo sapiens (human)
Lineage: Eukaryota; Metazoa; Chordata; Mammalia; Primates; Hominidae
Gene: LLPH
Product: LLP homolog, long-term synaptic facilitation factor
Exons: 3
Coding region: 54-443 (129 amino acids)
Biological process (GO): dendrite extension; positive regulation of dendritic spine development
Cellular component (GO): chromosome; nucleolus
Source: RefSeq, marked validated